GGAGCUCAAGCUUAGUCUUGGUGUAGUCUAGGGCACAGGAGUGUGGUCUACAGAUGUGUACUAUAAUAUGAUGGACUUCCCCAGCUCCCUCCAGCCCACGUUGUUUAUGACUGGCCCUCUUGGUCUGAGCGAUGUCCCUGACCUGUCCUUUAUGUGCAGCUGGAGAGACGCGCUGACUCUGCCAGAGUCCCAGCCCAAGAAUUCUGAGAAUGGGGCACUGCACUUCACCAAGGACCUGCUAUGGGAGCCGGUGACCCCUGGGCCCCUCCCCCUGCUGCCUCCUGCCCCUGAUCCCUGGGACUCUGGUGUGACUGCUCAUGACCUGCUUUUCCGUGGAGGUUAUCGAUACCGGAGACGGCCCCAAGUUGUGUUAGAUGGCACUGAACAGCUCAGCCGGUUCCUGUGGGAUCAUGGGGACAUAGCUUUUGCACCCCUGGGGAAGCUGAUGCUAGAGAAUUUCAAACUGGAGGGAGCACGAAGCUGCUCUAAGAAGAUGACAGUGGUCAGUGUGGAGAAGCUGCUUCAGGACCUCGGUGGACACCAGCCCUGGGGGUGUCCCUGGGCUUACCUCAGCCCCCGACAGCGCCGGUUCUCCAUCCUUGGGGGCUCUGUCCUGGGCAAGUCAAUGGCGAGCCUCCUGGGGGAGCUGCUGCAUGAGGAGCUGGUGAUGCAGUGGGAGCAGCUGCUUCUGGACCAGGCCUUCACCGGGGGUGCCUUGGCCUGGGUGCCUGGAAGGACACCCCGGAUCAGACAGCUUGUCUACCCUGCUGGAGGUGCCCUGGAUAGGCUGUAUUUCCAAGAAGUCAGUCUGAUCUCAGAUGGUAACCCCAUAGUCCAUGGGGACCCUGGACACAUCCAGCUCCGGGGACCUGUCCGACAGGUGGUGACCUGUACCGUCCAGGGAGAAUCUCUGCUGGCUGUCCGCUCUGACUACCACUGUGCCAUGUGGAAGGUCAGUAGGCAGGGGCUGCCAGUCCCCCUGCAGGUGCUGCAGGUGAAAAAGGGAGCCACUGGGAUCAGUCUCAGCCCUCACCUGCCUGGGGAACUGGCCAUCUGCAGCCGUUCAGGAGCUGUCUGUCUGUGGACCCCUCAGGAUGGGCUGCAGCAACUCUACAAGGACCCUGAGACCCUUGUCUUCCGGGACCCCUCUCCCUGGCGUUGGGCAGAUUUCACCGCCCACCCUCGGGUGUUGACUGUGGGUGACCGCACUGGUGUGAAGAUGAUCGACACUCAGGGCCCACCGGGCUGUGGUCUGCUGCUUUUCCGUGGAGGGGCAGAGGCCUCAUGCCAGAAAGGGGAACGUAUCCUGCUCACACAGUACCUGGGGCAGCCUGGUGCUGGAUCUCUGCCUCCCACUCUCCAUCUCCUCUGUACCCAGUUUUCACUCUACCUGAUGGAUGAGCGCCUCCCCCUGGUGCCGUUGCUGAAGUGGAACCACGGCCUCCCCUCCGCUCCGCUGCUGGCCCGGCUGCUGCCUCCACCACGCCCUGGCUCCCCGCAGCCCCUGCUCCUGGCAGGCCAGGGCGGGCAACUGCAGCUGCUGCACAUCACGGGAGAGGUGGCCUCCGUGCCCCGGUUGGCAGGGCCCCCCCAGUCUCUUCCUUCCAGGACCGACUCCCUCUCUGCAUUUCCCCUGCUGGAGCCAAAGAGCCAAUGGCUGCUGCAGGAGCGUCUAAAAGCACCAACCAUAGGUCUGGCUGCCGCCGUCCCGCCCUCUGCCUCUAUGCCUGUCCUGUCACUCUUCCAACUCUCGGCUGCUGGAGAUGUCUUCUAUCAGUGCCUUCGCCUCCAGGCAGACUGCAGCCCCCACAGGGACACUGGGCCUGACUGCCCAGUCUCCACGGCAACAGGAACCCCCCUAGACAAGACUCCCACCCCCCCCACAGCUUCCUGGACCCCACAGGAGACUGCCUGCUGCAGCCAGUGGCUGAAGGCCCUGCUGAAGGUGCCCCUGGCUCCCCCUGUGUGGGCUGCCCCCACCUUUUCGCAGCGCUCUGUGUUGCGCAGCCUGGAACUGCGGACACAGGAAGGGAAAGCACCAGAGGUGCUCCGGGCAGCCAUGGCCAAAGGGCAGCUUCUGCAACAGAAGGACCUGGGCUCACUCCCCAUGGCAGAGCCUCCCCCUGCCCCUGAAUCAGUCCCAGAGGAUGAGCUCAGUGAGCGAUUGGGAGAGGCUUGGGAAGGCCGAGGGCCUGCUUGGUGGGCGAGGCGACAGGGCAGAACCACAGAGCCUGGGAAACAGCCCAGGCGGCCCAAGCGGCGGACUCAGCUCUCCAGCACCUUCUCACUCAGUGGCUGCGUGGACCUCUCAGACACCACCAGCCCCCGUCACAGCCCAGACCGGACAUCCCUUGAGGCCAGGCCUCGGCUCCCAGCAACCCCGCUCUCCCAGGAAUUGACCCAGGACCUCUGGACCCCAAGCAUCCCCUCGGAGCAGCAGCAGACUUUCCAGGACUACAUGGCCAAGCUGCCACACCAAGGAGACACCCCGGGAUAUGCCGCCACACCCCGCUCCCAGGCCUCCAGCAUCUGGGCCGCCUCCUCCCAGCAGCAGACGCUCCAAGACCACAAGGCCAAGCUGCUGCUCCAAGGGGACACCCCGGGGUGUGCUGCCACAUCCCCCUCCCAGGCCUCCAGCAUCCGGGCUACGCCCUCCCGGCAGCACACCCCUGUCCUCUCUGGCUCUCAGCCUCGUCGGAAGAAGGCUCGCAUGGGCUUCUGAGGGUGCAGGGAAGGCUGCUCCCCACCCCAGAAAGCCCCUCAUCCUUCCUGGACCAGUGUGCCUUCCAAGGUGGAUACUUAGGAACCAGAGAGAACAGUGUCUGGGGUGCAGAGCUUUCUACCUCCUGAGGGCCAGUGUGAUUGUGGGAGACAUCCAAAAGUGAUUUGGAGCCAAGUCAAAGGAAUGGAGCCACAGAAUAGUUUCUUCUGUGGCUCAUCUGUUCACCUGAAGAUAAUUCCAAGGGCAAGUUGGAAAGGUGCUGGUGGUUCUGUCUUUAGGGCCAGUGUUGCAGGGAUGCCCCCGGGAGACAGUGCAGUCCAUGCUGGAGAGUGCCUGCCCUGCGCUGUCGCCUCAUCCCCGCGCUGUCGCCUCAUCCCCACGCCUCCCCGUCCUGGGAAGUGGCGCAGCGCCCCGAGCUCCUUGGGUCUGGUGAGGGUGGGGUGAGGCCCUGUCGGGCUCACGGGGCGGGCACAGUGGAGGUCGGCAGCUGUUCCGGGUUUGUGUUUAUUAAGCAGUCUCUACCGUGAUCUGAUGCUUUGUAG
Cynocephalus volans (Philippine flying lemur) is the source of this 3264-nucleotide messenger RNA. RefSeq names its product TATA-box binding protein associated factor, RNA polymerase I subunit C (gene TAF1C). The record is from RefSeq and is a predicted model, not a curated record. Gene Ontology annotation, biological process: transcription by RNA polymerase I. The transcript has 15 exons. NCBI's taxonomy places the organism in Eukaryota, Metazoa, Chordata, Mammalia, Dermoptera, Cynocephalidae. The coding region runs from base 68 to 2722 and encodes 884 amino acids. Gene Ontology annotation, cellular component: fibrillar center. Gene Ontology annotation, molecular function: protein binding; RNA polymerase I core promoter sequence-specific DNA binding.